This is a messenger RNA of Amborella trichopoda, 499 nucleotides long. NCBI's taxonomy places the organism in Eukaryota, Viridiplantae, Streptophyta, Magnoliopsida, Amborellales, Amborellaceae. The record is from RefSeq and is a predicted model, not a curated record.
UAUGGCAUCAAUUUUCCUCCAGCUUUUGUGCGCCCUUUUGCUGGUCCAUUGCAUCUUCACACAAGAUUAUCCUCCAUGCAAGAUCAGAGACAUUUUGAUCACCCAGGAGAUUGUUGGUGUGGUCCACGGAGAUAUACCACAAUUUGAGGUGACCAUCAAUAACACUUGCUACUGCGAUCAAGACGGGGUCUUGGUUUAUUGUGCUGGGUUCGAGACCAUGGAGGAACCUGACCCAACCAUCUUCACAAUGGUUUCAACAUCGAUUUGCCUCAUAAAUCAGGGUUUAACCAUCUAUGAGGGUUCACCACUAACGUUCAGAUAUGCAUGGUGGAGGCCCUCACAUUUUCCUCUCAUCACUUCCCAUGUACUUUGCCCUUAAGCCAUCUACAUUGUCUUAAAUAUUUCUCUUUAGGCCUUAUAUGCAGUUAUGUAACCAGGGUUAUUAGUAUCCUGCUGGCCAUGGACCAUUGAGGGGGUUAGUGUCGUCAAAUUCGGUCCU